This is a messenger RNA of Fomitopsis serialis, 1218 nucleotides long. RefSeq lists its product as uncharacterized. Bases 101 to 952 code for a protein of 283 amino acids. The record is from RefSeq and is a predicted model, not a curated record. The transcript is spliced from 5 exons. Lineage: Eukaryota; Fungi; Basidiomycota; Agaricomycetes; Polyporales; Fomitopsidaceae.
CGUUCAUUGACGGAACAGUGGAAUGAGGACGCUUAAUUAGCAACACGCCAGGACACAACUGCAUGGGUGCAACAGUGUGGAAAGAGUCCGUAGAGGACCGAUGGGCUCAUGCAGAGUUGCGUGUAAUGUACACGGUUUCGCCAUACCAUUUGGUCGCCGAGCCCUCUUCCUCUUCGAGCUCAACUCAAGCGCAGACUCUGGCAGUCGCGCUUUUCGUGUUCACGACCAACUCUCAUUCUCUCUACGCCACCUCACGACUUCAAACAUCAGCCAACAUGCGUUAUUCCAUCGUUGCGACGGCGGCCCUCGUUGCCGGUGCUGUGAUUCCGGCCAUUGCUCUUCCUGUCGAUCUGGUUACUCGCGGAUUCUACGACGAGUCGCUCGAUGCCCGUGCAUCGCAAGAGCAACUAGAAGCGCGCUCUCCCAGUUGCGGCCUCGGCCUCACAGCCCUUCUCCACCGCCUCCUCCUCCGCCACCACCGAACACUCCGGAGCCGGGGAACAGGAAGCACAAGCGUGUCCUCGACGAUCUGAUUGAGUACUUGGAGGCACGCGAUCCUCAGUGGCCUCGGCCUCACAGCCCUUCUCCGCCGCCGCCUCCUUCUCCCCCUCCGAACACUCCUGAGCCGGGAAACAGGAAACACAAGCGCAGUCUCUACGAUGUCGUCGACUACCUGGAAGCACGCGAUCCUCACCAAGUCCCCCGCCCUUAUACUCCGCCUCCGUCGCCUCCACCUCCUCCUCCGCCUCCUCCGAACACUCCCGAGCCGGGGAACAGGGGACACAAGCGCAGUCUCUACGAUGUCGUAGAUUACCUGGAAGCACGCUCUCCUCAGGGGCGGCCUCACAGCCCUUCCCCACCGCCGCCUCCCCUCCCCCUCCGAACACCCCCGAGCCGGGGCAUAGGGCACACAAGCGUGCGGAUCUCGCGGACCUGUUGGCUAGGAUGGUGAUCGAUGACCUGGAUUGAUGUGUAGUUGCUGAUUAUGCUCUCCGUGCUUCACUCAUGUACACAUGUACUCAGUACUCAGAGCUUGUCGUUGUGUAUGGGCUUUCGUUCUCGUUGUCACCUGUGUACCCGUGUGUUAUGACGUACCUCGAGCCGCAUUCAACGUGAUAAUGAGAUGUUUUGUUUUUGCAGUGGCUUUGGGACGAAGCUUUGCAGAAAGGCAUCCAUUGGCAGUAUCUUGAGGAUAGUUAUGGCAAGCCUUAUUGUACG